Monoraphidium neglectum is the source of this 2826-nucleotide messenger RNA. RefSeq lists its product as hypothetical. The annotation marks the transcript as partial. The transcript has a single exon. The record is from RefSeq and is a predicted model, not a curated record. Lineage: Eukaryota; Viridiplantae; Chlorophyta; Chlorophyceae; Sphaeropleales; Selenastraceae.
GCCCUGCAGACCGAGGUGGAGUCCGCUGCGCGCGCGCGCCGCGCGGUGACGUGGGACGGCGUGUGGGCCGCGAUCAAGCGCGCCCUGGCUUGGGAACCGCGCGACGAGGAGUCCCCAGACCUGCCAAACCCAGUCCGCCUCGUGCGGCCGGCAGCGGAAGCGGCCGCCGGCGCGAUCGCCGUGACCCAAGCGGCCGUCGCGGCGCUGGGAGGCGCCGGCGGCGCCGCGCGGCCGCCGGCGGCGGCCGGCGGGGUGGAGCGGGCGGCGGGUGGCGGUGGCGGCGGCGGGACAGGCGGGGCCCUGGAGGAGGACGGCGGGCGGUGGGGAGAUGGGGAGAGCUGGGGCGCUGAGUUGGACGCCAGACGGUGCACGCAGGCGGCCGACGGGCACACCCAGCCGCUGCUGCUACCGCAGCAGCCACUGCAGCAGCAGCAGCAGCUGCAGCAGCACGAAGAGGAUGUGGUUUCAGCGGCGGGCAGCGUGCACGCGGGCGAUGAAGGGCGGCCGCAGAAGCGGCGGCGCGGCUCGCCUCGGGAGUCCCUGCUGCCGCCGCCGUCGCAGCAGGAGCAAGAACAGCAGCAGCAGCAGCAGCAGCAGGAGGAGGAGGAGGACCAAGGGCAGGAACAGCAGCAGCAACAGCAGCAGCAAGAGCAGCGGCAAGAGCAGCGGCAACAACAGCAGCAGCGGCAGCAGCAAGAGCAGGGGCAACAGCAAGAGCAGGGGCAGCAGCAGCAGCAGCAGCAGCGUCAGGAGCAGGAAGGGCAGCGGGGUCAAGAGGAGCUUCGAUCACCUGAACGCAAGGCAAGCCAGGAGCCCGGGAGUGCAGGGCAGGAAAACGUGCCGGGCAGCAAGCACGCAUCGGGUGCAGCAUUGGGCAGCCAGCAGGCAGCCACGACGGCGCAGGAGCAAGAUGCGGCGGUUGUUGCCUCAGCGGCCGCUGGCGACCGCGGCAGCAGCCCAGGCGCGCGAUCGAAUCGGGGCGGCAGCUGCGGCGAGCACGCCGUCCCCGGGUCGGCACCCCCGGGUAGCCACGGCGCCGGGGCGCCUUUCGAGGGCGGAGGCUGCGGUCGGGCCUUGAAGCGCCGCCGGGCGCCGUUGUGCAAUGGGAGGGCGUCCCCAGCCAGCAGCUGCGCCACAAGGGACGGCAGCGACGACGGCGGCGGUGGUGGCGUGGGGGUGAGGGGCGCUCCGGCUGCGCACAAGUCAGGUGCCCCGGCCGAAGAGGCAGCGGCCGCGCGUCCUGCGGCGUCAGACGGCGCGGGUGUGGGGCAACGCCAUGCGGCGCACCCGCAACCAUUGCCUGAGCCCGCUCGACAGCUGGCGGGCGCGGCCCCUGCGCCUGUGGGGCUGGCGGGUGCUGAGGGCGCUGGCACCACAGCCAUGGAGGUGGAUGGCUUGGGCGGAGAGCAGCAGCAGCCGCCUCGGCCGCCACAGGCAACGAGGCAGGCGCUGGAGGAGCGUGAACAGCAGAAGGGGCAGCAGCAGCAGCAGGAGCAGGAGCAGGAGCAGCAGCAGGAGCAGGAGCAGCAGCAAGAGCGGCAGCAGCAGCAACAGCAGCAGCAGGAGCAGCAGGAGCAGGAGCAGGAGCACCACCAGCAGCAGCAGCAGCAGGAGCAGGAGCACCAAUGGGCCGACGAGCAGCAGCAGGCGCCUGGCCUGCUCGACCGGCGCCUCCAGCAACAACUAGAGGAGGGGCAGCCCGGGGGCUACGGGGAGUUGCUAGAGGGCCAAGGCGAGGCAGAGUGGCAUCAGCAGCAUCAGCAGCCACAGCAGCAUCAGCAUCAGCAGCAGCAGCAGCAGCAGCAGCAGCAGCAGCAGCAGCAGCAGCAGCAGGAGGAGCAGCAGCAUGGAGACAGCGGCGAGGGUGUUGCCGGGGCCACGCACAGCGCCAGCCGCCGCAGAGGCACGACCCCCGCCGCCGCCGCGCCGCGCGCGGGGCCUGCAUCGACGGCGGCGCGGUACGCGAGCCCGGACGUGCUGGCCGGCGCGGCCGCGAGCGACCAACUGCUGACAGGCAACCUGCCAAAGCUGCUGCAGGCGCUCGCAGACGCGGUGCUGCCGCAGCAGCAGCCGCACGGCGGCCCGCACGCUGCCGCUGCCGCCCCCGCUCUGCUCGCCGCUGUGCUGCAGGCAGCUCAGGCCUCCGGCCUCGCUUCCCUCCCCCCGACUCCGCCCGCCCCGCGCGUGUACGCACCCCCCGCACUGCCGCCGCCGCCCGCCGCGCCGCCGCCCGCAGCCGCGGUGCCGCCCUUGGGCGUGGGCCCGGCGCUGGCGCUGCGGCUGCAGCAAGCCGUCGAGCGGCGCGUGAGCGAGCUGGUGGCCAGUCCGCGGCUGCAGUCCGCCAUCGACGCCGCGCUGCUGGCCAGGGUGGACAAGUAUGUCGACCUCGCCCUCAGAGGACCGGCCGGGGACGCCCUCAUCGCAGCCAUCGCUGGCCGCGAGGCGCCCGCGACCGCGCCCGCGACCACGCCCGCGCCUGCGCCCGCGCCACGACGCCACUCGCUGCCGGCGGCGCUGAGUCCCGCCGCCGCGGUGGCCGCGGCGACAGCGGCGGCGCGGCGGUCGCUGCCGGCGGCGGGUGAGCCGUGGCAGCCGUCCGGGUUGGGCGGGUUUUGGGGCGGUGUGAACGGAGGGGAGGUGGUGGGAGGGGCGGCGCCGGCGCAUGCGGCCGGCUGCGCCAACCCUGGUGCCAUUGUGGAGGCGCCCAGUAUGAUAGAAGAUCUCUUGGAUCAGCUGCUGGGUGCGGCCGGCGCUGGCGCCGGCGCGCGGCAGGGAUCGCCGGGCGUCGAAGGUCCCGCAGACGGUGGCAGGCGCGCCGCGGUGUGA